AACACAGAGUUCAAGCAAAGAUAAAUGGAUAGACUUACAAUCACAAUGCAAGCUCUAUUCUUGAUAGUUCUGUCAACUGCAUGCAAUGCACAACAGCAGGCGGCUCCGCCGUUGUGUGCGACAAAGCUAUUGCCGUGUUUAAAUUCAUUGAAUACGAGCACACCACCAGAGACAUGCUGCAAAUCGCUGACCGAGGCUGUUGCGCAGGAUAUGAGGUGCCUUUGUGUCAUCUUCAGCAGUCCAGAUAUCCUGAAGGCAUUCAAUCUCAAUCUGCAGCAAGCUUUGAACUUGUCCUCUGGUUGUGGUGUGUCCAUUGGCCAGACAGCUUGCUCUUCAGCUGGUCCUGCUGCAGAUCCUCAAGUUAAUUUUGGAACUUUGGCAUUUAAGAUGAACUGGAUUGGAGCAGUGAUGAUGAUGACUAUUCCCUUCUUCUGCUGUACAUUCCUUUGAUUCUGAAGAGAUUGGAGAAGUUGAAAGGCUUUGCUUGUAAUGUUAUUUGUCAAUGGGUACACAUGUACACUCUUAGUGGUAAAAGAUUUAGAGGUUGUUAUGAAUGUUUUAAAUGAUUCACU
This is a messenger RNA of Dioscorea cayenensis subsp. rotundata (Guinea yam), 572 nucleotides long. RefSeq names its product non-specific lipid transfer protein GPI-anchored 8-like. NCBI's taxonomy places the organism in Eukaryota, Viridiplantae, Streptophyta, Magnoliopsida, Dioscoreales, Dioscoreaceae. The transcript has 3 exons. The coding region runs from base 25 to 450 and encodes 141 amino acids. The record is from RefSeq and is a predicted model, not a curated record.